Molecule: messenger RNA, 2964 nt
Organism: Penicillium manginii
Lineage: Eukaryota; Fungi; Ascomycota; Eurotiomycetes; Eurotiales; Aspergillaceae
Product: Glycoside hydrolase family 2 immunoglobulin-like beta-sandwich
Exons: 4
Coding region: 1-2964 (987 amino acids)
Biological process (GO): lactose catabolic process
Cellular component (GO): beta-galactosidase complex
Molecular function (GO): beta-galactosidase activity; carbohydrate binding
Source: RefSeq, a predicted model, not a curated record
AUGGCGUCUCAACAGAUCACACAUUUGUCUCUCCAGGCCGACCCUGAGCGGCCAGACUAUAUGAAUCCUGCGGUCUUUCGACGAAAUUGCCUCCCGGCACGAGCGUAUCAUAUCCCUGAAACAUCGAAGCUCCUCAAUGGAGACUGGGAAUUCCUCAUGGCCAGGGCCCCGUUGGCAGCACCAGUACCUGGCGAGGAAGACGUGACCGAGACCUGGUCCAAGAUCAUUGUGCCGGGUCACUGGCAAUUGCAGGGGUGGGGUAAGCCCAAUUACACCAACACACAAUUCCCGAUUCCGGUGUGCCCUCCAUUCGUACCUACCGAAAAUCCGACUGGAACGUACCGUCGUCAGUUCCAAGUACCUAAGGAGUGGAAUGAAAACUACGAGAUUCGCAUGCGCUUCGAUGGUGUGGACAGCGCGUACCACGUUUGGGUGAACCAGAACUUGGUGGGGGACGGUGACAAUGAGGUUUUCGUACGGGUUUAUCAGUGGUCGGACGCGACUUACAUUGAGGAUCAAGAUCAAUGGUGGCUGUCCGGAAUAUUCCGCGAUGUGACGCUGAUUGCGUUCCCGACCAAUGAUCGACUGAAUGACUGGUUCAUUAGGACGGACCUAGAUUCGACUUACACAGACGCGACACUGCUCGCAACAAUCGAUUACCAGGUAUCGAAACAAAGUAACCUUGAAAUCCGAUUGAUCGAUUCAAUUGAUGGCACAAGAAAGACGAUAUCAUCAGCAGAGCAAGUCUUGCAGCCCAAAAGUUCCAAGAUUGACCUAAAAGUGCCGGUAACUGCUCCCAAGAAGUGGACUGCCGAGCGACCUUACCUAUAUGAGGUGGAGAUGAUCUUAUCAUCCCCGGGAUGUGAGAAGACCUUCAAGACUACCCAGCGAGUUGGUUUCCGCAAAGUAGAGCGCAAAGAUGGUCUGAUCACAGUCAACGGGAAGGCGAUCAGGCUUCGUGGUGUUAACCGACACGAUCAUCACCCUCUUCUGGGUCGAGCGGUGCCGCUAGAUUUCAUGAGAAAAGAUCUGCUUCUCAUGAAAGCCCACAAUGUCAAUGCGCUUCGGUGCAGCCACUACCCCCCUGACCCUCGUCUCCUCGACAUGGCAGAUGAGCUGGGCUUCUGGGUCAUUGACGAGGCCGACCUAGAAUGCCAUGGCUUCUAUGAUGCAGUAGCUCGCCCGAUGGACAUGGACGAGACGCUUGGAUAUGAGGAGCGCAAGGCCCAGACAUUCCCAAAGUGUGGCGUUCACACAUCAGACAACCCCGCUUGGAGAGCAGCCUAUGUUGACAGAGUGCAAUCACUCAUGCAACGAGACAAAAACCAUACCAGCAUCAUCAUCUGGUCCAUGGGAAAUGAAGCGUUCUUUGGUAGUUGCCAUCGCUCCAUGGUUGAGACCGCCCGGGCUUUUGACAACACACGUUUGAUUCACUAUGAGGGUGACAUUCACGCGGAAACGACAGACAUGUUGAGCUUCAUGUAUCCCGCCAUUGACCGCUUGCGAUCCCUCGCAGUCACCGAGGGUGUUGCUGAUGACGGUACAUUUGACAAGCCGAUUAUUCUUUGCGAAUAUGCCCAUGCCAUGGGCAACGGACCAGGUCUGCUGACAGACUAUGAGAAAUGCUUUGAUGAAAUCCCCCGGUUACAGGGUGGUUUCAUCUGGGAAUGGGCCAACCAUGGAUUGUGGGUAGAGGGCAAGGACGGUAAGGACGGCUUUUAUGCCUGUGGUGGAGAUUUUGAUGACUAUCCUAAUGACGGAACCUUCGUGAUGGAUGGGCUGCUGAACAGUGCCCAUGAGCCGCUCCCGGGUCUGCUGGAGUUGAAGAAGGCUUUUGAGCCAGUUAAAUUGGAAAUCAAGGGACAGGUUUUGUCUCUGAAGAACAAGUACGACUUCUUGGAUCUACUCCAUCUUCAAGCUUCGUAUAAGCUUGAGGCAUUUGACAAAGAAGCUAAAACUUUGGCAACCGGAACACUUGAACUACUUCCUCUUUCAGCCGGACAGUCUGCGGAAGUGCCUAUCCCACAAGAGCUCUUCCAGCACAACGUUCACCCGGCCUUCUUGACCGUUACAUUGCACCAGCGAGAUAAGGUCGAGUGGUCUGAAAAUCAUUUCGUCAUUGCCUGGGCACAAGAGUUGAUAUCCUCUCCUUCUGAGAAUCCCUCUACCAUCGGGUUGAGCUCUAGUAAGAUGCAGAGCACCAUCAAUAUCAAUACUGCCAAGACCAGUGUUCUCAUCAGUGGAGUGGACUGGUCCUUUGAGUUUGAUCGUAUUCACGGACAUCUUGGGAAGUGGGUUUAUAAGUCAAACACGAUUCUCGCACCGAGCCCAGAUGCCGGGCCAGUCAUGAUCCCUGGCUUCUGGCGUCCUCCCACGGAUAAUGAUGUACCUUCCGCUGCGCCGUAUUGGAAGCGAUUCGGAGUUGACAAUAUCACAAACCAACUUCGCUCUUUCGAAGUCACAUCGUCUGAAGCAGGCGAGGUUUGUGUCAAAAGCGAGACAUUCCUUUCACCACCGGUUCUCUCCUGGGGCUGGAAAUGUCUCGCACAGUACCUAAUCAAACCUGACGGGUCACUGUCUGUAUCCAUCAAUUUACGGCCUCAGGGUGCUGCACCAAAAACUGUUCCACGAGUUGGUUUGGAUCUUCGCGUCACCUCUGAUCUGACAUCCGCACGCUGGCUCGGACUUGGACCCGGGGAGUCCUACCCUGACAAGAAAGUGGCGCAGAAGUUCGGUCUGUGGAGCGUUGACAGCAUUGAUUCUCUGCGGACUGAGUAUGACGUUCCCCAAGAGAACGGCAAUCGCGUGGACACAGCGUGGGUGGAGCUCAUUUCGUCAAAUGGAACUGGUUUCCGUGCAACCCCGCGGGAAAGCACUUGGUUGACUGGGGGGGACUGGUGGCUUGAGCUGGACCGCCAGCCCGUACUCCGACAAGCAAACAGAAGAUGCCCGCCAUCCUUGUGA